This is a messenger RNA of Gryllus bimaculatus (two-spotted cricket), 2476 nucleotides long. NCBI's taxonomy places the organism in Eukaryota, Metazoa, Arthropoda, Insecta, Orthoptera, Gryllidae. The record is from the annotation of a GenBank genome assembly.
CCGCAGGAAUGUGGAAUGGAUAGCCGAGUGCUACAUUGUUUCUUGGCAUGUUACACGUGACCUUGAUCUACUGGCGUGGCGUGGUGCGUAUUUCAGAUCUUCAAUAACGCCGUUCUUGCCACCAAAUUGAAAGAUACGAGAUGACAGCUAUGUAAACAAAAUAUCUACCCAUACUAUUGAGACAGCUGGUAAUACUUAUGCGAUUAUAAACGUUUUGUGCAUCAUAAUAAAACAUGGAUAAAGUAGAAGAAAAUCUCAAAAAACUCUUGCUCGGGCAGAGCCUAGACUCUGAUCAGGAAUUUUGCGAUUUCACUUUAGAAGAACAGAAUGAAGCGGCAGUUGCCAAAGGCAUUGCACCCAGUGCUGCUUCGGAUUAUGUCCCGAUCUGCAAAUCUUCAGUUACAUACAUUGUUGCUGGCAUAUUUGUCAACCCAGAAAACGAAGUUUUAAUGAUGCAAGAAGCUAAAAAGUCAUGCGCAGGCCAGUGGUAUUUACCAGCAGGGAGGAUGGAAAAGGGAGAAGACAUAGUAGAAGCUCUUAAAAGAGAGGUUAUCGAGGAAACUGGUAUGAAUGUGGAACCAACUACACUUUUAUCUGUGGAAUGUGCCAGUGGAUCAUGGUUUCGAUUUAUUGUAACUGGAAAUGUUAUAGGAGGGCAGUUAAAAACUCCAAAAGAUGCUGAUUCUGAAUCGCUCCAAGCAAAAUGGAUUAAAAAGGAAACCGAUAUGAGUCUGAGAGCUUCAGAUAUUCUUCCAAUAAUUGAACGCGGAAGAAGUUUUUACAAUAAAUCACAUUCAGAACCAUGGCAUAAAGAAAUUCUGCCAACUAUUAAGCCCCAUAAGAAGCUUUUGUUACGUCUUGUUGUGUGUAUUAAGAAACGCAGCAACAAUCGUGUUCAUGUUUUGUUGUCAGAGAAGACUGAAGUUCACUUGCCAGUAUGUGAGAUUCACCCUGCAAAAAAUCUCCAUGCAACUUUAAAAAAGUUCAUGACUGAAAUAUUUGGGGCUGAUGUCCCUCCACACAAACCUCAUGGUUUACUGAGCAUAGAGCAUUCUGGAAAACCUGAAGGAACUGAUGAUGGUCUAUGCCUCACUCUCCUUGUGUCUUUUCGAAAACCUCUUGAAGAAGUUGGAAUAAUCGACAAAUACACAUGGUUGGAAAUAUCAAAGCAAUUAGGAGACGAACUUCUUAACAGAUUGCCGAAGAAUAUGACUGUACCUUUAAAUGUAAUUCGAUAAUUUAAUGUGAAAUGGUCUGGAAUUCUUUUUGUUUUGGCAAUUUUACUGCCCUCAGUUACGGGUUACUGGUUACUUUAAAACUCAUUUGUUAUCAGGAUCAGAUGGAGUUGGGAUUUAAAAUGACUGUUUUCUGGGUUUGCAUCAAUGCAUUUAGGCUCUCAUUUCCAGAUAAAAAUAAGUAAAUGGAGAUAUUAUUGAUGCGUUUAAUGAUUGAGGCAUUUUGUCCCAUAAAAGAAAUUAUGGGACAAAAUAAAUGCCUUGUUUUUAAAAUUAGAAUUUCACAAUUUUUUUGACUGGAAACAUCACAACUGUGUAGGUGAAUGUACAAUAACAUAUUUUAAUGAAAACUUGAUUCAUUUUAAAACCAAAAGAAUUAUUAAGUAUAUAAAUCAUAACAAAUUAACAUAAAGCAACAUGUUCCAAUACAAUGAAAUUUGCAAAGAGAAAAUAUGCUGGCAAUGAGAAACCUAAUUUUCCUUAUAGAUCAAUAUUUACUUUCAAAGGUCUUGAGUUGUUUUUACUGAAUUACUCUUCUGAAGAAAGACUUCUAAGUAUUUGAUAAAUUGCAAAAGGACAGUUCAGUGUAUCAAUUUACCAGAACAUAUAUAAAAAAAAUCAGUUGAUUUCCAAAUUAAAAGUACUACUCAGAAUAAGAUAACAAUAAAUGCCAUUAUUGCUCACACAUAGGAGUGAUACGUGGCCAGUAAUACUAGAAUGAAAGUCACAUGAUUCUUCUCAGAAAUCAAUAAGAAACAACGUUCCCAUACUGGAACAGUAGGUUCAAAUGGGUUUUGAUCUGCUAUCAGGAAUGGAGCAAAACCGACUAUCAGCUCAUUUUAUUUUUAUUAUUAACCUAUCAGCUGAAUAGCUGGACAAUAAAUCAGCUGUGGGAUAGUUUUUACAAAAAGUAGGGCAAUUAAAGAAACAUGAUGUAUGUCUUUCUUAUGAACAUAUUCUUUUAGUUUCUUAAAACAAUGUUCAAUUUUACACGCACAUUUGUAUUUAUUUAAGUCUGAGAUCAAAUGGCUACACAAAAGUAGGGUACUAGAUUGCUAUAUCCAAUAGGCUCUGUCAAAUAAGUUUUAUCCCUAAAUUUCCAAAAUGGGGAAUUGUCAGUUUAAUUAUAAUCAAAUUUGUUUUUGAAAUCAUGUAAUAUGAUGUGAUGUCAACCUGACACUAAAUAGUCAUUUGGCCUAUGUUGCUUCAGGAUAAUAAAAUAAAUCAUACUGUUAAAUAAG